This is a messenger RNA of Fusarium verticillioides 7600, 2319 nucleotides long. RefSeq lists its product as hypothetical. The coding region runs from base 1 to 2307 and encodes 768 amino acids. The transcript is spliced from 8 exons. Lineage: Eukaryota; Fungi; Ascomycota; Sordariomycetes; Hypocreales; Nectriaceae. Gene Ontology annotation, molecular function: ATP hydrolysis activity. The record is from RefSeq and is a predicted model, not a curated record.
AUGAGACUUGGGCGUCGUCGAGAGGAAAGUCUCUCAUCGUCCGACGAUACCACGAUCUCGGAUCAGGAUGACGAGCCACAUUAUGAGUACAUUCUCAAGGAGAUGUACGUGCCUUCUUUGAGCGAUAACUCAUCUGCCGAACAGAAGGACCUUGUGGACCUCGUCUUUGUUCAUGGCCUUGGGGGGAAUCUCCGAACCACUUGGAAGCAAGAGGGUACAACUGAACCGUGGUUUAUAAAGCCAGAAUUUCUUGGCCGUCUUCAAGAUUCGGUUCGCGUCCUGUCAUUUGGCUACAAUGCUCACCGUUUCGGCGAUGUCGCCAAUACGAGGAUAAUCCAUCACGCCAAUGAUUUACUGCGAAAUCUGGUUCUCAAACGACUCGAACACCCAGACCGCCCUUUAAUAUUCAUUGCUCACAGUCUUGGUGGCUUAGUGGUCAAGAGAGCAAUACUCCUAUGCGCGACAAACGACGAUUGGAAAGCUAUCAAGCAAGCUACGAAGUCCAUAAUAUUCAUGGGGACUCCUCAUAUGGGAUCGGAAAAGGCUGAAGACCUCGUCGUUGUGCAGAAAGUGGCAUCUUUGAUGAAACUUCAAACGGCUGUUGCAACAAACCUCACAAAAGAACUCCGAGCGUUCUCAAACUCAGUACAAGAUAUCAACAUGGAAUUUACUAUUGAUGUUCAUCGUUCCAUCAAGCUCCUAUGUUGCUAUGAGUCCCAUCCGCAGCGGUUACCGAAUGGAGCAAAAGAAAUUAUAGUCCCUCAAUGGUCUGCUGUCCUUCAGGGUGUCGACAACAUCGAUCUAAAUUGUACGCACUCUGGAUUGCCAAAAUUUGCUUCCCCUUUACACCCACGGUUCGAGCUGUUCUGGGGUGAAGUUGAAAGGCUAGUGAGGCUGGCUGAACCACCUCCGAUCAAACCCUUAAAAAAGGCACCCACAUGGACGGACGAAGAUGUUACACAGCCGUCACCUCGGUCACGCCAGAACGCUCCUCUCCGGCGUCGACAUGAAGUUGGGAAAGCAUCAAAAGCCUCUAGAGAUUCGGCAAUUCGCUCAAGUGUCGAUAAACUAUUGAAAGAAGUUACAAGCCGCAUCAAUGUCGACUUACCAAUGCAGUAUGAGACUGCCGUGUCUCAAGCUCAGAAUCGGACACAACCGGAGAAAUUUGAUGUUAAGGAGUUUAGUGAUUUCACCCGCCUUCUUCGCUCUGUGACACCCGAGAAUAAAGGUCUUGAUCGCGAGGCUCCUCACUGGCAGACAUGCUCAUGGAUAUUGGAAGAUGCCACUUUCGUCAAAUGGAAGGAGAACAAGAGUGGCAGUCUCCUAUUCAUUACAGGGAGUCCUGGAUGUGGCAAGUCAAACUUGGCAAAGUACAUCCAGGGUGCAAUGAAAGAUUCGAACGAUGAGAGGUGGGAGGAGAGCCUCGUCAUACCAUUCUACUGUGAUAGUCUGGAGAGCUCUCGACACAAUCCUCCAAUAUUGGAUCUUGUUGUCCAAUCUAUGUUGAGCAAGUAUACCACCAUGUCACAAGCGACAAGAAAAAAGCUGGAAUCAGUCUUGGAAACCCUUGGGGUUGAUAGACAGAAGUCACGAUCACCUCUCGAAACCGAGAAUAGCGGACAUUUCUUCCAACUGAUGGAAAUUGUUCAAUUACUGGCGACGGCUGAAGAUACGAGGCCAACUUGCCUCAUAAUUGAUGGUCUAGAUCAAUGUGAAGACGAAUUCAUCAUCCGGUUGCUCCGUGGGUUAGACACGAUUUUCCGUCGCGAGUCUUCUGCUUCAGCCCUCAAAGUUGUUGUAACAUCACGCAUGGCAGACUCGAUCCGAGGGUUCGCGCUCGCAAAUAACCACAUAGAAGUCACUCCAGAUCUGAUCCUCAAUGAUAUCCAAAAAGUAGUUGAUGAAGAAGUCGACCGCAUUAUCUUGAGUCGCCGGAUAGCCACUGUUGGACGAGCUUCUGUUUCCGCCGUCAUUGUUGAGAGGUCGAAUGGAAGUUUCCUUUUCGCAUCAGCAGUCCUCAAGGAACUGUGGCACAUCAAAGACACAGGGGCUAACUCAGUCUUUACACUCGUUACAAGCUGUCCUCCAACCAUGGAAGCGAUAUAUCAACAAGACAUGGACCGCAUUCAAAAUGAACGCAAUGACUUGUUUCAGCUGAUUCAGAUUAUUUGCAUAGCAAGGUCGACCUUGAGAAUAGAAGAGGCCAAGGAGAUCCUUCGGUUUCUAAAUCCAUCGGUAACGAGGACUUACGAUCUUGCCGGCGAUUUGACAAGAACAUGCCAGCGGCUAGUUAGAUUUGGGCGUUGAGGACACUCUCGA